CUCUCUCUCUCUUUCUUCUCUUCUUCUUCUCUCUUGUCUCAUACACCGGUUCACAGUAGGAAGACUCCUCGGAACAACAUGUAUCUUACUAAUGGGUUACCCGGGUCCUCCCUCCCGACUAGUAAUACGGGAUACGGUACCAACAACAGUGGACAGGCGAUACAUGGGCGUCCUAUUAGCGGACCAGGUUUUAGCAACCCCAACUAUGGGGCUGGCAAUCGAGGUACGGUCUGCUACAACUGUGGGAAAACGGGCCACUUUGCCCGAGAAUGUUGGACCGUCCGAGGGCGGUAUGGCCAGACAGGUAAUACGGAUCCCGAACUUGAAGAAAUCAAGGAGCAACACAGGCUAGCGAGGAAGGAGAGGCAGGAGUUAGAGGAGAAGAAGAGAAUCGAGGAAGAAAAGAAGGCUAAGGAAGAGGAAGAAGCUCGUAGAGAUCGUGACUUCGCACGGAAGGCGGAAGAGUUUARGUUGCAGAUCAGGGYGGAGCUGCAUGAAGAAUGGCGGAAGAAGAAAUCAAAGGUCGAGGUUGUGGUAAGGGAAUCAACUAAGGAGCGAUUAUCUUCACCGAGAAGGAAGAACGCGAGGGCUGAAUGUUCCAAAYGGGCGGGUUUGAACACUCGUGGUAACGCAUGUGAUGCCGAAACCUCGGAGCAAGCGGCGGAACCCAAGACACCGCUGACUGCCGGAUAUAAGGGCAUUUCUGCAGAAUGUUCGCAACGAGGCAUCAUCGACUACUGUAUCUCGGCUCAGAAGAUCUUCUCGACGAAGAAAGCUACCGACCUUAGGAGGAUCUGUGACAGGAAGGGCAUCAAGUACACCAGGAAGCCCGAAGUUGUYGAACUCUUGGCAAGACAGYWGGUCGAGUUAGCUUAUGAGGGAUUCGGAGGUUUUGAGCCGGACAAGGAGAAGGAGGCGACUAAGACGACAACUUCCCAUAAACGAGCUGAAGAGAAAGGAAAGCAGAAGUUGGAGACACCGGUCGGACGCAAGACCGAACCAAGAAGGGUGAAGACAGGGAAGGUGGCGACAAACUUGACUACGGUGAAAGGAACAGUCUGGGCGGAUGGUUGGAGGCGGAUCAAAAGACUCUAYGACCAAUCUAGAGUUAAGGUGAAUGGGACUGACAUGCGGCUCAAGGCCGCGAGGAGACUUCUACAAGAAGGUGCCCGGGUGGUGGURAUGAAAAUCACUAGGACUAAGACUACUACGGAGGUUAAUAGGGGCAUCCUGAUAGGGCUGUUGCGAAGGCCCAGGCCGAAGUCGUUUUUCCUYAAGAUGUCGUCGAACAAGCUGGUUGGCCUAUACAGGGCUGCAGGGACACUGGCAGAUGGUAAGUCGAAGCUAUCCUUAAGACUGAAGAUCGAUAGAGCACUGCUGGAGACGACGGGUAUCAGCGUGAGAAAAAGGGUGAAUGUCGUACUACCUUUCGAUUCUCGGAUCAGGAAGGCACUGGUUCGCAAGGCUGCGGAGGAGAUGAUUGCUCGGAMGAUCGGUGAUGACCACCUCUCGAGCUUCGUGAAAAGCCGGAUUCGGGCAAUCUGGAGGAAGAAUAGGACGGUCAGCGAGUUGUUACAUAACCAGAAGCUCUUCGCCACAGAUGAAGAGAUGCCCUUCCCCUGCGCUUCCUCCAAGUUGCCGAAGACCGAUGGGCACGUAUCAACGCGUUUCGCGGAUCUUCAUACCGAACGCGUACCGUGGUUCGUACGGAACUCGAAGAAUAUCACCAGGCCAGUGAACACCCAGGACGGUGGAACGAUACUACUGGCGAUCUCCGAGGCCACUAGGCAUCUGGGAACACAAGUCGUUACUUUGAGUCUACCGGAAGGUACCAUCAGGACUGACGGUCACCAACCGGUAGCUUGGACGGAUGGUGAGGUACGGAAAUGGAGUACGGAUUUCAGGGGUUUUGUCCUGGCCCCGAUAGAUAGGAAUCCGAGCGACACGGGGAUCAUCUGUCYGGUCCUCUACCGUCACGCUUUCGGUAAGACCUUCCUGUGGAACACCAACUAUGAGUCGGUAGGGAAAGGCGUCACGGAGUCGGUGGCGUUGGCUAGAUGCAAGGUGGAAUUCCUGGCAGCGGAUCUGCAGAAGCUGGGGGCCUGGAAGCUAGACGAAUGCUUGAGGAAUGCCUAUGUCAUUCCCAAGCACAAGGAUCUCAAUAGAUGGAGACCCAUUGCUCCCGCUCCGGCUGACCCGGCGGGACUGGCCCAACGUAGAGUGGCGAGCGCAUUGCACUGCCUGCUGAUGAGGGUUCCUGCUCAAGCCUCAUUCUACCUCAACUCGGUCUCCGAUCUUGCGGACAAGCUGAAGGCGACCACACACAGGCUGAAGGCAGCAGGUUGCGAGCAGGCCAUUGGCAGAUGCUACGACAUCAAGGAAAUGUUUUCCCGUAUACCCCAUGACGAGGUCUUGCGGUCGGUUCACCAGCUACUGCGGCGAUUCGAGGAUGCUGAGUGGAAGCAGGUGAAGGUCUCUUUCAGAGCUCGGUCCUACAUUUUGAGUAAGACAUCCAGAAAGCAGGACAGRUAUGUCAGUAUUAGACURAAGGAAAUUCUGACGACCKUGAAGUUUGACCUCCAGCACUCCUUCAUCAAGUGCGGGCCAAUUGUGAUGAGGCAAGUCUUCGGCAUUCCGAUGGGAAAGACGACAAGUCCGGUGCUGGCCUCGAUCACAUGCGCGAUGACCGAAGAACGUUUUCUCCGAGCACUUGGGGCAGAUAGGAGACUCGUGGCAGGAUGGUGGAUUAUGGACGACAUCUCCGUUGUAGCUGGCCUACCUUCCUCUGAUCACCACGGGGGAUACCCGCAACGCUGCUUUGAACAGUUUGAGGCGUGCUACCGUUGCUACGAUGUACGUAAGGAGGGAUGCGGUCUAGAAUGGGAUUUUGUCGGAGGUUCCAUGAUGAUCGGGAAUGAGUCGCUGCAGCUCCAUUAUGUUCCUAGAACGAAGAACACGGAAGCGUUGUUCGAAACUGGGAAACUGUURUUCCAAACCUUCCAGGACUACGCUUCGUACUCGGAUAAGAAGGUGAAAAGAGCAGUACUGUCAGCCGCGAUGAAGAGGCUAUGGUACCACUCCACUAGCAAACCGCUCGUUCUAGGGGCGGUUGCUUUUACGGUCUGCGAAGCACCCCGGGAGGUCUCUCUCGGUGCCCUGGCCGAUUUGGCCAAGGCUGCUGGGAACGCUGCACUUACAAAGAUGUUGGCAGCACUCUCGGCAAGAUCGGGCUUYAGGAGGUUUAGGUGAAGACGUUUCCCAAAUUUUGU
Molecule: messenger RNA, 3269 nt
Organism: Chara braunii
Lineage: Eukaryota; Viridiplantae; Streptophyta; Charophyceae; Charales; Characeae
Source: the annotation of a GenBank genome assembly